AUAAUAUCGAUACUCACGAUAAUUUCACUGUUUAAUUAGACGUAUUCCCUCUUUAAUAUUUCUCUCAUUUAGCUACAAGUUAUCGAUUACAACCCAGCUGAUUGAUAGCAUCACAUUAGAGUGACCAACUCAUUAUCAACAAUAAAUGGUGUACUCGCCUUAGUUUACAAACGAAAACAACCUUGAAGCUUAUUAAAUUCAUUUAAUUUUUUAUUUUUUAAGUUCAAUAAUCGUGUCAUAAAUGUUAAAUCGGUUGGAGAUACGGAAUUCCUUUAUAUGAAUAUUGCAGCAGUUGAGCUCGAUAAAUUUGAUAAGUGUGUAUUGUUAAAGUCACACGGACAUUAUUUAUCGGACGGACAACAAACCAAUUUUGUUUUGUUAAAUCUUUGGAAUAGGUAAAUGCAAGUCAUGGCAACGGGAAUCACAACAAAAGCAAAACUGGGAAGACUAAUGGCCGCCAAGGUUGAGCUGGAGUCGCAAAUCAGUAAAAAUGGACAAAUCUUGGCUGCGAAUGACAAUGUUGGUAUGAGCGGUCCACUUGUGGAUGCCGAGGGAUAUCCUCGCAACAACAUUGACGUCUAUCAGGUGCGCCAGGCACGGCAAACGAUUAUUUGCUUGCAGAACGACCACAAGGAGCUGAUGAAUCAAAUACAAAGCCUGCUCAAUCAAUACCAUGCCGAAAUAUCUACCACUGAUCCUGAGCUUGUGAAUCGGGCCUCAGCUUUGGAACUGAGCGGUGGACGAGAGGACGGAGGUGCGAUCAUUAUUCCGCUGGCGACGCGCGUCUUAGCUAUAGUUAAUUUAGUUAGCCCCAAUUCGCCAGCUGAGGCAGCGGGUUUACGUGUGGGCGACAAGAUUAUGCGUUUCGGCUCCAUUAAUGACAAUAACUUUAAAGAUAGCCUAACACAAAUUGGCGAACUAGUGCGCAACAUGCAGAAUCAAAAUGUCCAGCUGAAGAUAAAGCGUGGUGAACAACUGCUUGACUUGGUCCUUGUGCCCAAGACGUGGAGCGGUCGCGGCCUGCUAGGUUGCAAUAUUGUGCUCCCACCGGAGCCCAUGGAAUAUUAGAAUUAAUAUGCUUAAACUUUUAAUGAAUUGCAAGUAAAUCUAAGCAAAAAAAAC
Messenger RNA from Drosophila grimshawi, 1122 nucleotides. RefSeq names its product 26S proteasome non-ATPase regulatory subunit 9. The transcript is spliced from 3 exons. Gene Ontology annotation, molecular function: protein binding. Lineage: Eukaryota; Metazoa; Arthropoda; Insecta; Diptera; Drosophilidae. The coding region runs from base 400 to 1068 and encodes 222 amino acids. Gene Ontology annotation, cellular component: cytoplasm; nucleus. Gene Ontology annotation, biological process: proteasome regulatory particle assembly. The record is from RefSeq and is a predicted model, not a curated record.